This is a messenger RNA of Meloidogyne enterolobii, 831 nucleotides long. The record is from the annotation of a GenBank genome assembly. Lineage: Eukaryota; Metazoa; Nematoda; Chromadorea; Rhabditida; Meloidogynidae.
UAUGGGAGGAGAAGGUGAUCUGCCAUCUUUUGCAAUCUUUUUUCUUUUAAUUCUAUCAAUUUUAUCUUUAAUGCGAGCUUGUGAUAAGGCAUAUUCAUCUAUUGGGAUUUUUCUAUUUUUAAGUGUUUCUUUUCUUUUUAAAUAUCCUUUUUUCUGUUUGGUUCUAGCAGAUAUUUUUUGUUCUAAAAUUUGGUCUUUUUGCUCAUUAUCUUUAUUCUCAUCUUCAUCUAUGCCUAGAACUUUUCUUCUCUUAAAACUUUCAACAUCUUCUGUCUUUCUCUUUACAGGGGUUAUACGAAUGGGUGGAGGGGAAGACGAAGAGCUUAAUGGCGCAUUUUGAGCUUCAAUUAUAGGAUUUAUCUCAGGAGGUAUUUUUUCAGGCUUCUCUUUAGGCUUCUCGUUAGUUCGCUUUUUUUUCUUAAUCUUAUUAGAUACUUUUUUAAUUUUCUUUUUAGAUAUACGAGAUAUUAUUUUAGAAGGUUUUGAGGGCGAAAUUUUUUCUUUAGAGGUUGAUGGUUGUGUUGGAGAAUUAUGUCUACUAAUGGGUACAGAGGGAGGAUGUGAGGAAGAAGGAAUAGAUGGUGAGGGGACAAUAUUAUAAGCAUGAACUGGAGGCUCUCUUGGGUACGCAGAAUAAGAAAAAUCAUCACUCAUCCAUAAAUCAUCAUCUUCGUCGUCUACAAUGUUUGAGGCAGGACGAGUAACUGAUGUAUUCAUAAUAGCUCCUUUAGGGUUAGCAACCAUUUGAACUUUGACUGGUCUAUUCGCACUCUCAUUUCUCAAUUGUAAAUAACGUCUUAGCUCCUGGUUGUAGUGUAUAUUUUUAUUCGA